AGCGUCUCCGUUAACGAUAAAAGUUUCGGAGAUAGUGAUCGUGAAUUAAAUCGAAAUUAAAUCGAUAAAGAUCACACAAAACCCAUAAGUCGAAUAUGUUAUAAAGUUAUUAUUAUUAUAGUUACGAAUAAAUAAACAUUAGGAACUGGGCACCAAAAUGGAUCCCAGUGAAGUAAAACAUAAUCCCAAUCCAAGGGAAAAUGCGAAUAUAUUUUCAAUUUUAUUUUUUGGGUACACAAUCCCUACAUUCAGAACAGGAAUGACAAAAGUUAUUGAUGUAGAUGACGUAUAUAAUACUCUUGAAGGUGACAGAAGUGAUUAUCUAGGAAACAGAUUGGAAAAAAAUUGGAAUACAGAAACAGAAUUAGUAAAAAAAGGAGCAAAGAAUAAACCCAGUCUGAUAAAAGCUAUCGUGAAGACAUUUUGGGUAGAAUACGCUUUCUUAGGUUUAUUAACUGCUUGCAAUGACUUAGGAUUAAGAACAUUUCAACCUUACAUGUUAGGAGGAAUAUUAGAUUACUAUGCACCUGGAUCUACCAAAUCCAAAUUCGAAGCUUACAUGUAUGGAAUCGGUAUGGUAACGUUUACUUUUAUGAGUUCUCUGAUUCUGAAUCAAUAUGUCACAAAUGCAGCGCAUAUUGGGAUGAAAAUGCGAGCAGCAGCUUGUGCAGUGGUUUACAGAAAGGCUACAAGACUGAGUAGAACUGCCCUAGGAGACACCCCUGCAGGAAAGGUGGUCAACCUGUUAUCCAACGAUGUGGCAAGAUUUGAAAUGGCCUCUAUAAUGAUUCAUAAUAUGUGGAUUGGACCCAUUUCUGCAGUAAUUGUGAUGUUUAUGUUAUAUCAACGAUCAGGAUUGUCAGGCGUUGCUGGAAUUUUAGUGGUAGUCUUAAUGGCACCACUGCAAGCAUAUUCUGGGAAACUAGCUUCCAAAUACAGAAAAAUGACAGCACUAAAGACAGACGAGAGAAUAAGAUUAAUGGACGAAGUUAUUCUUGGAAUACAAGUUAUCAAAAUGUAUGCAUGGGAGAUACCGUUCCAAAAAGUUGUUGGGUUGGCAAGAAGUGCUGAAAUCAAAAUAGUUCAGCGAAAUGCCUACAUUAGAGCCUUUUUUAUGACUCUUGGUAUGAUCACAACUCGACUAGCCCUAUUUGCGACACUGUUAACAAUUAGUUUAUCUGAAGAAGAGAUAAGCGCUGCUAAGGUCUUCGUAUUGAUGUCAUAUUUUAACCUCUUGUCUUCAACGCUUAGUGGAAUUUUAGUCAGAGGAGUUACAGAGUUAGCUGAGUUGUACACGUCAAUAAAACGUUUACAGGAAUUUUUAGAAAAUGAUGAAUACAAAUACCAACAACUGGAUACAGUUAUAAGCAAAACAACUGAGAACUCAAAAGCUGCUAUAAAAAUUGAGAAUCUAACUGCUAGGUGGAAUUCCUCGAGCAGUGAUUGUACACUGUAUGAUAUUAAUUUAGAGGUGGGCACAGGAAAACUUAUCGGUAUUAUAGGACCAGUUGGAGCUGGAAAGAGUUCUUUGUUACAAACUUUGUUGGGAGAAAUGGAUAUAGUUCAAGGUUCUAUAGCCGCUAAUGGAGAUUAUUCAUACGCAUCUCAAGAGCCAUGGAUUUUCUCGGCCACCAUUAGACAAAACAUCCUCUUUGGCGCCGACUUCGACAAAAAAAGAUACAAAGAAGUAAUUCGAGUAUGUGCCUUAGCAAAGGACUUAGAACAAUUUCCAGAAGGAGAUUUUACCAUUGUCGGCGACAAAGGUGCUUCAUUGAGUGGAGGCCAAAAGGCCAGGAUCAACUUAGCUAGAGCUGUUUAUAGACAAAAAGAUGUGUAUUUGCUAGACGAUCCAUUAUCUGCUGUAGAUAUUCAUGUGUCGAAAGUGUUGUAUGAACAAUGUUUUAACGGAUUUUUAAAAAAUAAAACAAGGAUUUUGGUAACACAUCAAGUACAUUAUUUGAAAACUGCCGAUAAAAUCAUUAUUUUAAAUAACGGAAAAAUUGAAAAUCAAGGAACCUUUAACGAACUAGUGAAAAGUGAUAAUGAAUAUGCCAAACUACUUACAGCUGAACCAGAAUUAAAUGAGGAAGAGAAAGCCAAAGAAAUCGAAUUAGUUAGGCAAAUUUCAAGGGUAUCUAAAACGAGUCGAAAAGCUUCUCUUGCCAGUAUAAUAAGCUCCAAAAGUUUUGUUGAAAGUAUGUUAGACGGGGACGAUGAUGACGACGACAGUGAUGACGAAAGUAGAAAACCCGAAAUGAAAGAUUUACAGGAGGAAACUUCCAAAGGAAAGGUGUUCGGUUCUCUUUUGAUUCAAUAUUUAAGAACAGGAGCCAAUUUCUGCAAUGUUGUGAUGAUGUUAAGUCUUUUUAUUUUCGUCCAAGCUAGUGGAAGUCUAGUCGAUUAUUUUGUGAGCUUUUGGACCAGUAUAGAGGAUGCACGCAAUGCUAAAGUUCUGGAGGCUACUACACUUGCUAACCUUAAUUUUACUGGGGUUACAGAUAUACCAAGUACUGUUUCCGAUAAUGUUACUGAUAUUGCUAGUACAAUCACACCAAAACCCGUUUGGAAAUCAAUUUUAGACUAUUCAAAUUGGAGUAGUGAAACGUGCCUUUAUAUCUACGGAGCUCUUAUUGUAGUGGUAGUACUGCUAACACUUGCAAGAUCUUUUUCGUUUUAUUCUAUGGUGAUGUCAUGUUCCAGAAACCUUCAUAAAUUCCUAUUUCAAGGAAUAAUUUAUGCUAAAAUGCGAUUCUUUGAUACAAAUCCAAGUGGAAGAAUUCUUAACAGGUUUGCUAAAGAUGUUGGUCUUAUUGACGAAGCUAUACCAAAGGUUCUGUUGGAUGGUGGUACGAUGUUGCUUCAAAUGGUUGGUUCUUUGGUACUUGUAGCUGUCGCUAAUCCUUAUGCUAUAAUAAUGGGGGCUAUUCUUGCAUUUUUAACGGGAUUAAUAAGAAAACUGUAUUUAACCACAUCCAGAAAUAUCAGAAGAGUUGAAGGAAUACUAAGAAGUCCAAUCUAUACACACCUUAACUCAACUCUGCAAGGAUUACCAACAAUCAGAGCACUUAGGACCGAGAAAACUUUGCAAAACGAGUUCGAUAAACUUCAAGAUUACCACAUAAGUAUAUCGUUUACCUCCAUUGCUUGUGGUUCAGCCUUUGGAUUCAGUUUGGACAUGUUUUCAUGUAUCUUCAUUACCGUACUGAUCUUUAGUAUUCUUACAUUUGACGAAGCUAUGGGUAUCACUGGUGGUGCCGUUGGUUUGGCAAUUUCACAAGCUUCUUCUCUAACGGGUAUGAUACAAUACGCUAUGAGAAUUACAGCAAACAUUUCGAAUCAGCUGUUAUCUGUGGAGAGAGUUCUAGAAUAUAAACAACUUCCGCCAGAACCUGAACCAUCGAAACCAAAACCUUUACCGAAAAAUUGGCCCGUUUCCGGAAAAAUUGAGUUCAAAUCAAUGAAACUAAAAUAUUUCGAGGAUGGGCCCACUAUUAUCAAGGAUUUAACAUUAAAGAUUAGGGACAAAGAAAAGGUGGGAAUUGUCGGCCGCACUGGUGCAGGUAAAUCAUCUCUGAUUGCUGCUCUAUUUAGAUUAGCAAAUAUCGAAGGGUCAAUCAUAAUUGAUGGCAUGGAUACCGGCGAAAUAACAUUAAAAGAUCUAAGAUCUAAAAUUUCAAUUAUUCCACAAGACCCCGUGUUGUUCUCAGGAACCUUACGAUACAAUCUUGAUCCCUUUGAAGAAUACACCGAUGAACAACUUUAUAGGGCUUUAAUGGAAGUAGAACUUAAAGAUCCAAAUAAUAUUAUUAAUAAACUUGAAAAUAGAGUGAUGGACCGAGGGUCGAAUUAUAGUGUUGGGCAGAGACAACUGAUUUGUUUGGCAAGAGCGAUCAUAAGGAAUAACAGAAUUCUGAUGUUAGAUGAAGCUACGGCAAAUGUGGAUCCUCAGACUGAUGCACUCAUUCAAAAAACAAUACGAACGAAAUUCGCAAAUUGUACAGUCUUAACAGUAGCUCACCGGCUGAACACGAUCAUGGACUCUGACAGAGUGCUAGUUAUGGACCAAGGAACAGUGGCAGAAUUCGAUCACCCUCAUAUUUUGCUACAAAAUGAAGAUGGAAUAUUUACAAAUAUGGUUGAAGGAACCGGCAAAGCAGUUUCCGAUCAAUUAAAGAGGAUUGCUCGGGAUACAUAUGAGAAAAGUGUUGUUUAGGACCAAUCAAUGUGAUAAUGUUAAUUUAUUAGUAUUUGUUGUAUCUCAUAAUUUAUAAAUUAUUUUAAUAGACUUUUUUUAUUUA
Messenger RNA from Diabrotica balteata, 4298 nucleotides. Lineage: Eukaryota; Metazoa; Arthropoda; Insecta; Coleoptera; Chrysomelidae. The record is from the annotation of a GenBank genome assembly.